Molecule: messenger RNA, 3158 nt
Organism: Xiphias gladius (swordfish)
Lineage: Eukaryota; Metazoa; Chordata; Actinopteri; Istiophoriformes; Xiphiidae
Gene: ripk4
Product: receptor-interacting serine-threonine kinase 4
Exons: 8
Coding region: 133-2649 (838 amino acids)
Biological process (GO): protein phosphorylation
Cellular component (GO): cytoplasm
Molecular function (GO): protein kinase activity; ATP binding; protein binding
Source: RefSeq, a predicted model, not a curated record
GUUUCAAAACCAGGAAGUGACGUCACCGCACCAGGCCCAGCCUCUCUUUCCACCUGAAGAGAGGGAGGGGCCACACCGAGCUAGACAAGGGGGAAAACAAGGAAGAGCUCACAAGCAGGCAGGUCGGUGUGUAUGUUCACUUCCCCAGACUGUGCCUUGGAGACGAAUAAAAGAGGAGUUUACCCAGGUGGUGGGUUUCUCAGCACGGAUAUGGAUGUCCCAGAUUCUCCCAACUGGAAUAUGGGGCUGUUAAGGACCUUUGAUUCCUCUGAGUUUGGCAGCUGGGAGAAAAUUGGCUCUGGUGGAUUUGGACAAGUAUACAAAGUCCGGCACGUACAGUGGAAAACAUGGCUGGCUAUCAAGUGCCCUCCCUCCCUUCAUGUGGAUGAUAAGGAGCGUUCAGAGCUGCUUGAGGAGGCUAAGAAGAUGGAGGCAGCCAAAUUCCGAUACAUCCUUCCUGUGUAUGGGAUCUGUGAGGACCCCCAGGGCCUCGUCAUGGAGUACAUGGAGACCGGCUCCCUGGAGACGCUGCUGGCCACCGAGCCGCUGCCCUGGGAGCUCCGCUUUCGCAUCAUCCAUGAGACUGCAGUGGGAAUGAACUUCCUCCACUGCAUGAACCCACCGCUGCUCCACCUGGACCUGAAGCCUGCCAACAUCCUGCUGGACGCUCACUAUCACGUCAAGAUAUCUGAUUUUGGCCUGGCCCGGUGGAACGGCCUGUCACGCGCUGAUGACAUCAGUAGAGAUGGCUUCUGUGGCACUAUUGCCUACCUGCCACCUGAGAGCAUCAUAGAGAAGGACAGAGUGUCGGACACCAAGCAUGACGUAUACAGUUUCUCCAUCGUCAUCUGGGGGAUUCUCACGCAGAGGAAACCCUACCAAGGAGAGAAUAAUAUCCUGCAGAUCAUGGUGAAAGUGGUUAAGGGGGUGCGUCCCGACUUGGGUGCAGUGCCACGCUGUCGACCUUCAGCCUGUACAGGUUUCCUGAUCCUCAUGCAGCGCUGCUGGGCCACAAACCCCGAAGCCAGACCCAGCUUCCAGGAAAUCACGUCUGAAGCUGAGGAGCUCUGCUCCAAACCUCAGGAGGAGCCUAGGACCCCAACCUUAUCUACAUCAGAGCCAGAGCCUACAUCCCCAAACGCACUCACUAGUGAUCAGGUCAAAGACAAUAAGCCAGUGCGUCCAAAGUCUGCUAUGUUGCCGGAAAAAGAUUACAGCCUAUCAGAGCUGUUGAGCCAGGUGGAUUCUGGGAUCUCUAGGAGCUUUGAUCGAGUGAAGGAAGAUAGCUGCCACAGCAAAGAGAACACUUGCAAGAGACUGUCUGGCAUCUCCUCUGCAGAUUCAGCCUUCUCCUCCCAAGACUCUAUAACGCUGUCUUUUGAGAAAGAAAGCACAUGUGAUUCGGCUGAAGUCCAGAAGCGGAAGCUGUGUGAAGCCAUCAGGACCAAAGACACUGCCAAGCUGAUGAAGAUCCUCCAGCCUCAGGAUGUCGACCUUCUCCUCGACGGGGGAGGCAGUCUACUCCACCACGCCAUCACCUUGAACAACGAAGAGGCCGUCAAGUUCCUCCUCAUGAAUAAUGCCAAUCCCAACUUUGCCAAUGCCCGUGGCUCCACUCCCCUCCACCUGGCCACGGAGAAGCACCUGAAGCCCCUGGCAGAACUUCUGCUCGGUCGGCGCAGCACCAACAUCAAUGCCAAAGACGAGGACCAGUACACAGCUUUGCACUGGGCUGCCCAGAAUGGAGACGAGGCAAUCACACGCCUGCUGCUGGACCGGGGGGCGGCCAUCAAUGAGACCGAUGGCCAGGGACGCACACCGGCUCAUGUUGCCUGCCAGCACGGUCAGGAGAAUGUUAUCCGGGUGCUGCUGAGCCGCGGUGCUGAUGUCCGAAUCAAGGGCAAGGACAACUGGAUGGCGCUCCAUUUUGCUGCCUGGCAAGGGCAUCUGGGUAUCGUCAAGCUGCUGGUCAAGCAGGCCGUUGCCGACGUGAACAGGCAGACCACAGACGGCCGCACACCAUUGCAUCUGGCAUCCCAGAGGGGGCAGUACCGAGUGGCACGGAUCCUGAUUGAACUAGGAGCAGAUGUUCACAUGAAGUCUGCUGGGUUAAACACACCGCUACAUGUGGCGGCAGAGACGGGUCACACCAGCACCUCUCGCCUCUUGAUCAAACACCAGGCGGAUAUCCACGCCCAGAACACCCACGGACUCACUCCCCUCCACCUAGCCUCCCGGCAAGGCCACCUGGCCACUGUCAAGAUGUUGAUAGAAGAGGGGGCAGACCCAAACCGAUCCAACCAGGCCCUACGCACCCCUUGCCACUUGGCUGCAGAGAGCGGACACUGUGAGGUCCUGAAGGAGCUACUCCUUCACUGUCCAGAUGGUGGUACUCUGUCAGACGGGCAGGGGCUUAGCCCGUUACACCUGGCAGUGCAGGGUGGAUACUCAAACAUCAUUACUAUGCUGUUGCCACAGGACUGCCAGGACUUAGUUACUGAGAAGUCAAUGCAACCAGUAGCUGAACAGCCCGCUCCACCGGAACCUAAGCAGCUCCAGAGGAAGGUCGUCAUUCUCAAACUGACUGAGCACAAUGACAAAGAAUGCCAACGAUCUAACAGCUCACAGUGUGCCUCAGCCCCCUGCUAACAAGAGCGAAGACAUUGUCAAAACUGUACAGAACUGUCUUCUAUGUAAUUUUUUUAUACUACACUGGUGCCUCAGAGGUGGGGAAGGGAUUGUCAUUAAAUCUUAAGAAAGUUUUUUGGACUUAAAAGCCCUUUCAACACUGUAGGUAUUUGGUAGUGUUUGGAAAAGCUUUAAUGUAAAUAUGUACACUGUAAAUAGAAAGUAUAAAUACUGUGUUUGAAUUUAGACUUUUGUUUACUUUUUUACUUAACAAGCUAAUUUUUUUAUGUAACAAGCACAUUUUGUGUAUCAGAAUUGUGAUUAGUAAACCCGUGACCUUUUGGGACCUUUUACUAUACUGCACUGCAGCCGGUAUCCCUAUAAAUUAUGUUUAAUAGAACACAAGCCUCAUUAGGUGAAUGCUGUAGAUCAACACAGCCUUUGCAUUCUUAAAACACUUUGACCUUCAGUGUUCUGUACCUGUUACAUAUCAGUGCUUCAUCAGCCAUUAAAACAUUUAAGACCUUUUA